AAAAAAAAAAAGAAAGCAGGCCAACUCGGGAGACAGGCAGACAGAUACCUAGCGGGAUGCUGGGUCCGUCCUUGAGCCAGUUGUUUCUGAUUAAUGCCAUCCGACUCGAAGGAUGCAACGGAGCACGGCACAAAAUGCAAAUCACCCGGCGGAAUAAUCAAAUCGAGAACGAAACUGAGCAAGGCGAGCCGGGGGAGGGCGAGGCAUCAAAGUUGACGACGAACGGAAGCUGCGCUGCUGCUGCACAAAGCCAGCACCAAGGCACCAUUUCACAAUGGCACUUUGCCCAAGGGCAAAGGACGAACACAAGGCUCAGACUGUCUCACAUUUUGACAGUUUAUUUCAUAGGAUUUCAGUGCCAUUGAGCGCCGAAUGGGAAUUUGCUGCUGAAUUGUUGCAUGUUAGAUUGGCAUGCGGAGAGACACUGGCAUGUGGCAAGGAAAUGAUUCGAUACGUUUACGGAAAAAAUGCAUUGGCAUGAACAAAAAUAAAAAGGCGAUCAGGAUUUCGUGGAUUUAGUAGUUAGAAAUUUAAGUAUUAAAUUAGAUUUCCGUAGGUCAUAUUAUUCGUAUACGCAAUUCAAUAGUGCCAAAUAUUACGUAUACGUAAUCUUACCAUUGAAUAAACCUAUUUCAAUGCCCUAAAAUAGGCCAAAAACA
Messenger RNA from Drosophila kikkawai, 659 nucleotides. RefSeq lists its product as uncharacterized. NCBI's taxonomy places the organism in Eukaryota, Metazoa, Arthropoda, Insecta, Diptera, Drosophilidae. The record is from RefSeq and is a predicted model, not a curated record.